AUGUUUUCCUUCUCGUCGUGGGCUCGCCCCACAGAAACUUACCACAGCAAGAGCUACGACCGUAUCUCCAAACACCAUGGCUUCGAGGGACAAGGCAAGACAGUCUUAGUCACGGGUGGCGCGAGUGGUGUUGGCUUCGCUAUCUGCAAAGCCUUCGCAGGAGCUGGCGUUGCACGUAUCGCCAUUGUGUCGCGUUCAGCCGAGCCGCAGGAGAAAGCUCGGGAUGAGCUUAUCGCUGCCUGGCCAGCCACGGAAGUAUUGGCAUACCAAGGCUCUGUCACCGAUAGCGCGCGCAUGUCGGAGAUUUUGCACCAUCUCGGCACGGUGGAUGUGCUUGUCAUGGGCGUCGCCGCCGUCCAUCAACGGGCUAAAGCGACCGGUAUCAGCACAGAGGAUGUUCAAACAGCUUUUAAUACAAAUGUAAUUGCGACAUUCAACCUGACCAAAGCCUAUCUCGAAACACCUAUGCCCGCGUCCGGCGGUAAGACAGUCAUCAACAUUUCAUCCGCCGUGGCCCAGGUUUCGGAUAAGCUGCGUUCCGCUUAUGGGGCCAGCAAGGCUGCCGCGGCACAAUUGAUGCAGUGUUUCGCGGCCGAGAGAGAAAGCGAUGCCGUGAGAUUCUUCUCCUUUCAUCCUGGGACCUUCUACACGCCGGUGGUUGCUGCACACUUCAAACGAGAUGAAAUCCCGUGGGACGAGCCGGAACUUCCCGCGGAUUUUACAUUGUGGCUUGCUGGGCCCGAAAGCAGCUUCUUGAAUGGUCACUUUCUUUGGGCCCAUUGGGAUGUGGACGAACUGAUCGCAAUGAAGGACCGGCUGGCCGAGCGGACCACGUUGUUGACAAUUGGACUGGUCAUCUAA
Messenger RNA from Talaromyces marneffei, 861 nucleotides. RefSeq lists its product as uncharacterized. Gene Ontology annotation, cellular component: cytosol. Lineage: Eukaryota; Fungi; Ascomycota; Eurotiomycetes; Eurotiales; Trichocomaceae. The record is from RefSeq and is a predicted model, not a curated record. Gene Ontology annotation, molecular function: oxidoreductase activity. The transcript has a single exon. Bases 1 to 861 code for a protein of 286 amino acids.